Neoarthrinium moseri is the source of this 1338-nucleotide messenger RNA. RefSeq lists its product as uncharacterized. NCBI's taxonomy places the organism in Eukaryota, Fungi, Ascomycota, Sordariomycetes, Amphisphaeriales, Apiosporaceae. The transcript has 5 exons. The record is from RefSeq and is a predicted model, not a curated record. The coding region runs from base 1 to 1338 and encodes 445 amino acids.
AUGGGCGUUGUCAUUCAGACGACUGUUACAGUCACCGAGUUCAUACGCGAUUGCCGCGAAGCACGCGCAGACUUGAUAUCGGUGAAUCGGGGGCUUUCUGAUCUAAAAAUCGUUUUAGAACUGCUCAAAGCAGACACAGAAGACGAUGCUGGCAAUCCUCUGUUCUCGGAAUCAUUGCGCACGCAAAUCUUGACCGUGAUCGAGAACUGUGGUGAUGUGACGGCCAAAAUUGAGCAGGUGUUGGUCGAUAUGCGACGAAGGCGUGCAGGGCCUAUUAAAUGGGCCCUCGAAGGAAAGAAAGAGGUCGCCAGCUUGAAGAAUUCCCUUGAGGCUCACAGGGGAGAAUUACAUCUGGCACUAGAGAUGGUCAAUCUAUCGAUAUCGAAAGCCACCAAAGAGGACACUGGUGACACUAUACAAAUCUUGGACGAGAUUGCAAAGUUGGAGGAAAAGUUAUCUGCUACAGACCGCGACUUCGUUCUGCAGGGAUAUCUUGACUCACUUACAACUUACGCCGCCACAGUGUAUGACGACCUACCAGAUGAGAAUGCAGAUCGGUCAGAUUCGAACACAGAGCGUGGAGACAACAUCUCGUUUACAGAAAAGCAGACGGAACAUCUUGACUCCAUGAUGGGCAAAAACGUGUCUCCGCACGUGUACACAGCUGCAGUGCAAGGUGGUGGUAAUGUUGUCAAGCGCCGCCCUUUGCCAGCCAAAAUUGCACCACUGGUGUCCUCCUAUCAAUACCUCCCUCUUAGAGACCAAGUACAGCAUACUCUUAGCCAGCGGAGCCUUGACCAGAUCCAUUCUGAUAGAGGUCAGAAGUCUAACAGCCCGCUUUCCAUCGACCCUCAGUCAGACACUUCGGCAGAUACUGCAGUGGAUGGACCACCGACAAAAGUGGAGAAUGGUCGAGAGGCCAUUGCCAUCGUGGAUUCUCAGGUCAGCGGGCUUACCCAAGGCAAACUUGAUCCGGCCACAAGCUCUCAAGUCAUGCGUAAAAUCUCUCAAGGCAAUGUCAGCGGCAAAAGGAGUAGCAAAUCUGCUGAUUUGGGCAUGAUUGAUCUCAGGGUGACGGAUUUCUUGUCAAACAUCAACAUCCAAGUGCGCCACCUGACAUUCAUCCCUAGAAUCUUGGAUGAUAUCUACACUUUCGGAGUCUCCGAAAACGGCGAACAUGUGGCGACUCUGCAAACUGAUAGAAGAAUAUGCGUAUGGAACGCCAAAUUUGCUGGUGCAAACGCCUCUUCGUUUCAACGGAAACGUUCUGGCAUGACAAAGCCAAUUGGAGUCCAAGUCGUCUAUCGUAGUAACCGAAGCGAAAGGUGGCAUCAGUGA